AUGGCCGCGGCCACCUCGGCCACUGCCGGGCCCAGCUCCGCCCUCGUCGCUCCCUCCACCAACAUCGUCGCCGACUGGCUCAAGUCGCCCGACGAUCUGACCAAGCUGCCCGCGCUGCGCAAGAAGCUCCUCAAGGAGCAGGCCUCGCUCGAUGCCAAGCUCAAGGCCGGCGCAAAGGAGCAGCUCGAGGCAACGCGCGACGGCCUGCUCAAGCUGCAGGCGACGCGCCGCGAUGUGGCAGGCGUCAGAGAGGCAUUCGCCGACGUGGAGAAGACGUGUGGAGAGGACGGCAAGGGCAGGGAGGGCGGCACAUUCCGACGCAUCAGCGAGGUCUCGCAGAUCCAUCGCAACUUUGUCCAGUCAGCCACGAUGCUGCAGCAGCUCUCGGAGCUGCCGGGCCGCAUCGAGGCGAUUGCCCAUCGGCUCGCCGAGGCACGUUCCGACCUCUACGGCGCAGCGCCCGAUCUUCUUGCUCUGCAUUUCCACAUCUCCAAGCUCGAGACGUUCCGCAACGAGACGCUCCAACUAGGACGCACGUGCUCUUCGGACGUGCGCCUCACGCUGGCCGAGUUCUUCACGCCGCUCGACGGCCUCGUCAAGGAGUUUGAGGCGUAUCUGUGGGCGCUUGGAGCGCGCGUGCUCGACCUCGCGAGGGACGGGCAAGAAGGAGUGGUGGUGCGAUUGCUGCGCGCCAUCGAGGUUGAGUCGCGCGCGGACGAGAAGGCAGCCGCGAUUCGGCUGGCCAAGAAGGCGGGCCUGGAGGGCGCCGCUCGCUUCCGCAGCGUCAUUGCCAACGCCCGAGUGAUCAAGCUCUACCGGCCCAAGCUGCUCGAGGCCAUGGACAAGGCCACGCGGGAGCUCUUCGACGAGUGCUGGGCGCGCUUCGGUGCCGAUGGCGGCUCGCUCGGCUUUCUCGAUCAUCUCGAUUGGGUGUACAAGGAUCUCGAGGCGGUCAAGGCGCACGUCGUGCCUGCCUUUCCGGAGGACUACAACAUCUUCCGCUGGUACGUCAAGAGCUACCACAAGCACCUGGGCGCCGUGCUGCGCGAGCGCAUCCUCGCCACCGAUCCGGAAGCCUCUGCGCUUCUGACGCUCUAUCAGUUCUGCCAAGAGUACGUCAAGACGCUCAAGAAGUCGCUCAAGGCCGAUCCCACUUGGCUUGAGCCGAGUCUUCUCGCGGGACGAGAACAGUCCAUCAUCGACGACUACCUCGACCUCAUCACGCGCAAGAUCGACGAGUGGAUGGCCAACCUCAUGUCCGACGAGGUGCGCGAGUUUGUCGGCAGAAGCAACCCGCCGGAGGAAGAUGCAGACGGCGCGUACGGCCUGCAGUGCGCCAACAUUGCCUUCGAGAUGAUCAACCAGCAGCUCGACCUCGCCGCUGACUCGGGACAAGCUGCGAUCCUGGCGCGCGCAGUGACGCAUGCCUGCGAGGCGAUGCGUAGUUCGCAAGCCACGUGGCUGCGUGUUCUCGAGGCCGAGUUCAAGAAGCAACGCGAGGCAAAGACGCCGGAAGACGUCGUCGAAGGCCUGGUGGAGUAUGUGAUUGCGCUGGCAAACGACCAGCUGAAGAGCGCAGACUACGGCGAGGCACUGCUGCUGCGCAUCGAGCCGACAGUGUCGGAGAAGUACAAGGCGCCCAUCAAGGAGGGCAUCGACAAUGCCAUCAAUGGCUACCUCGACGUCUCGAAGCGAUGCACGCAGGUGCUCGUCGAUCUCGUCUUUGCGGACCUGAGACCUGCGCUGAAGGAUCUCUUCGUCUUUCCUGCCUUCUACACCGAGGGCACAACGACGACGAUCAUCGAGACGAUUCGCGACUACACGCACGACUAUUCCGAGCGGCUCUCGCCCACGCUCUUCGACGUGCUCUGCGACGACCUCAUGGAUCGCUUCCUCACGGCCUACAUUGGCGCCCUGCGCCGCACCUCCAAGCUGCGCAUGCCCGCCACGAGCGAGCAGAUGCGCGCCGAUGCAGACAGCGCCGUGGCCAUGUUUGCGUCGUUCCGCAACGAAGGGGAAGUGAGGGAGAAGUUUGAGGUGCUGGAGAUGAUCAUCUCGCUCCUCACGUCCUCCGCAACGAUGGUGUUCCUCACCUACUGGACCUUUGCCAAGGCGCACGGGCCGCAGCUCGGCUUCCUCGAGGCGCUGAUGCGCGCACGCGAUGACUUGGACAAGAGCGACGUGAGCGCCAUCAUGGAGAGCGCGCGCAGAAAGGUCAAGCAGGAAGGCUUGGCCGAGGUGCCGCAGACUGGACCGACUGUGGUGAGUUGUGUGGUCUCGCAAGAAGCGGCCUUGAGGGAGACAGAGUAA
Tilletiopsis washingtonensis is the source of this 2310-nucleotide messenger RNA. RefSeq names its product exocyst complex component Sec6. Gene Ontology annotation, biological process: exocytosis; exocyst localization. NCBI's taxonomy places the organism in Eukaryota, Fungi, Basidiomycota, Exobasidiomycetes, Entylomatales. The transcript has 5 exons. Bases 1 to 2310 code for a protein of 769 amino acids. The record is from RefSeq and is a predicted model, not a curated record. Gene Ontology annotation, cellular component: exocyst. Gene Ontology annotation, molecular function: SNARE binding.